Molecule: messenger RNA, 4131 nt
Organism: Rana temporaria (common frog)
Lineage: Eukaryota; Metazoa; Chordata; Amphibia; Anura; Ranidae
Gene: WDR59
Product: WD repeat domain 59
Exons: 27
Coding region: 113-3070 (985 amino acids)
Molecular function (GO): protein binding
Source: RefSeq, a predicted model, not a curated record
GAAAAUAUGACAGAACGCCGCUUAGCGUGUGACGGCGUUGUUAUGCGACGCGAACGCGCUGACGUCAGACGUUGUUUGUUGUUGUUGCUGGGUGGCCGCUGAGAGGGGAAAGAUGGCGGCCCACUGGAGCAGCGAGAACGUGGUGGUGGAGUUUCGGGAUUCGCAGGCAACAGCGAUGUCUGUGGACUGUCAGGGGCAGCACGCCGUGCUUUCCAGUCGGCGGUUUCUGUACAUUGUGAAUUUGGACACGCCCACGGAAGGUCAGCGCAAAAUCUCCCGGCAGAGCAAGUGGGACAUCGGCACGGUGCGGUGGAACCCCCAUGACAGCUACGGACAUUUCUUUGCUGCCUCUAGUAACCAACGAGUGGACCUGUACCAGUGGAAGGAUGGGACGGGGGACAUCGCCACAUCUCUGCAGGGACACACUCGUGUUAUCAGUGAUCUGGACUGGUCAGUGUUUGAGCCGGAUGUUCUGGUCACCAGUUCCAUCGACACGUACAUUUACAUCUGGGACAUCAAGGAUACGAGGAAACCAACCGUGUCCUUGUCAGCUGUAGCUGGUGCCUCCCAAGUGAAGUGGAACAAAAAGAAUGGGAAUUUACUGGCCACAAGCCAUGAUGGAGAUGUUAGGAUCUGGGAUCGCAGGAGACCGAGCACUGCUGUAGAGUACAUUGCUGCCCACUUAUAUAAAAUCCAUGGACUGGACUGGCAUCCUGAUAAUGAGCACAUCCUGGCCACCUCCAGCCAGGACAACUCUGUAAAGUUCUGGGAUUGGCGGCAGCCCCGGAAAUGUUUCAGCGUCCUGGCCUGUCAAGUUCCUGUGUGGAAGGCUCGCUACACGCCCUUUAGCAACGGCCUUGUGACGGUUAUGGUCCCCCAGCUGCGGAGGGAGAACAGUCUUCUUCUCUGGAACGUCUUUGACCUUCAAUCUCCAGUUCAUAUCUUUGUGGGACAUGACGAUGUGGUCCUUGAGUUCCACUGGAGAAAGCAGAAAGAAGGACAGAAGGACUAUCAGCUGGUGACCUGGUCCCGGGACCAGACAUUACGUCUGUGGAGGGUGGAUGCCCAGCUUCAGCGGCUGUGUGCUAAUGAUGAGAUCAUGGAUCUAGUUGAAGGGCUGAUAGAUGGAAUGUCUAUAAUGCCAGAUCAAACGUCUAUGCAGCCUCAGGAACAGAUCCCUGUCCCUUCAGAAGAAGAAGUUGCGUUUUCUGAGGAUUCACCAUCUGUGCCGGUAACGGUGGGUGAUGCCGAGCAAUCCAGCCUCCCCCAGACACUUCAGCAGGAAUUUUCCCUGAUCAAUGUACAUAUUCGCAACGUCAACAUUGAGAUGGAUGCCAUGAAUCGAUCCUGUACUGUCUCAGUCCGCUGCGGCAAUCACCGGGUACGGAUGAUGGUCAAGUUCCCAGUUCAGUAUCCCAACAAUGCCGCUCCUUCAUUCCAGUUUGUCCCUCCCACCACCAUCACAUCUGCCAUGAAAGUGAAGCUGCUGAAGAUCCUGAAAGACACAUCUCUGCAGAAGGUCAAACGCAACCAAAGCUGCCUGGAGCCCUGCCUGCGUCAGCUGGUGUCCUGUAUGGAGAGCUUUGUGGACCAGGAAUCCAGUCCUUCGGACAACCCCUUCUCCUUGCAGAACCCUGUUACUCCACCACUGCCAACGUUUGCCCGGGUGACCAAUGCCUAUGGUUCUUACCAAGAUGCCAACAUCCCUUUUCCUCGAACAUCAGGCGCUCGCUUCUGUGGAGCAGGUUAUCUGGUGUACUUCACACGACCAAUGACCAUGCACAGGACGGUAUCUCCUACAGAGCCCACGCCAAGAUCCCUCUCCGCUCUGUCCGCCUAUCACAACGGAGUUCUCGCGCCUAUGAAAAUCCGUACGGAGGCUCCUGGGAACUUGCUGCUGUAUGGAGGCAGCCCCACCCGUAGUGAGAAGGAACAAGUGUCCAUCAGUUCAUUUUAUUACAAGGAGAGGACAACCCCGCUGUCUGCACGCCGGCGCUGGUCCAUCCAAGUGAUUAACGACUUCCCGAAAUCUCGCCGGUGGAAAUCCAAGAGGGAGAGCAGCGACUCCGGCUCCCGGCCAAUCAAAGCAGCCGGGAAAGUGAUCAUACAAGAUAUUUCCUGUCUGCUGACCGUGCACAAAGCCCUGGGAGAGAUGUACAUAUUGAACCGCGGUAACCUCCAGGAGAUGUGUCAGAAGAAUGCAGCUUCAGCGCUCAGCGUCGGCCGCAGGGAUCUGGUGCAGGUUUGGGCUUUGGCUGCUGCUGCUAAUGAUAUGUGUCUGACCCCCAAAUCCGACCCCGAUGCAGAAACUCCCUGGGCACAUCACCCAUUCGGUCGCCAACUGCUGGAAUCGCUGCUGGCCCAUUACUGCCACUUACACGAUGUCCAGACCUUGGCCAUGCUGUGUAGUAUGUUUGAGGUCAAUCUCCAACCACAAGGCAAUGGCGUCUCCUCCUGCCACCCGUUCCCUUCCCGCUCCAGUCACAGACGAUAUCCCAGUUUCACGUCCUCCGGUUCAGGGUCCAGCAUAUCAGAUCCAGGCUUUGGUACCGGCGGCUGGAGCGGUGGCGGACAAGAUGGCGACCACGCAGUGCCAUGGGGUGACGCUUCUCCUGAUGACUACCGAUAUAGCAAUAUUAACUAUGUAGACCCUCGGGAACGGGAGAAAGAACAGCAUGACAAGAAUAAAAGAAUCUUGGACCCAGCGAAUGCACAGCAGUUCGAUGACUUUAAGAAGUGUUAUGGAGAGAUCUUGUACCGCUGGGGUCUGCAAGAGAAGAGGGCAGAGGUUCUAAAAUUUGUCUCGUGCCCUCCAGAGCCACAUCGCGGCAUUGAAUUCGGAGUCUAUUGCAGCCACUGCCGUAGCGAGGUGCGGGGAACGCAGUGCGCCAUCUGCAAGGGAUUCACCUUCCAGUGCGCCAUCUGCCACGUUUCUGUCCGGGGCUCCUCCAACUUCUGCCUCAGCUGCGGUCACGGAGGACACACAUCGCACAUGCUGGAGUGGUUCAGCACACAGGAAGUCUGCCCAACCGGCUGCGGCUGCCAUUGCCUGUUGGAGAGCACCUUCUGAGGGUCUUGAGCGACUGCGCAGAGCGCCUUUAAUAAAGACUUCACCUGAAUGAUCCGUUCACAAUCGUGUCUCCUGCCGAGGAUCCAACUUUAGGAGAUUUUGUGGUUGGCACAAACUGGAUCCCCUGUGUGUGUCUCCAGGUCUGGGUUUGCGCUCCUUAGUCCGGGUCUGGGUCCGCGCUCCUUAGUCCGGGUUUGGAUCCGCGCUCCUUAGUCCCGGUUUGAAUCCGCGCUCCUUAGUCCGGGUUUGGAUCCGCGCUCCUUAUUCCGGGUCUGGGUUUGCGCUCCUUUGUUCCGGAUGUGGGUUUGCGCUCCCUAGACCGGGUGUGGGUUUGCGCUCCCUAGUCCGGGUGUGGGUUUGCGCUCCCUAGUCCGGGUGUGGGUUUGCGCUCCCUGGUCUGGGGGACAUGCAUCGAAUUAUCUGACUUCAGGGAAGUUUUAGAAUUGCCUCCAUAUUUUUGGGGGGGCUGAAAGAGACCUUGACUUCAUGGAAUUUGCCAAUGUGAAGGUGGGGUCCUGAGUGGCUACCAACAUCUCUAGAUUAAUAUAUUCUGCUGUAUAUAGAUUUUAUUGGCCGCCAUCGACCAGCUCCUGGUGUUAGUUCCAGGACAAGCAAGGACGUGAUGCUGCGAGGAUUUGGUUUGCUGAGGGAUGCUUAAAAAUCCGGCAAACGCAAUAUCCAUCAGUGAGAUCAUCAGAUGUUUUUUCACCUUAAUGCAUAGAUUCGGAGAGUCGCGUGUCGUUCCGUGUGUCAGCGGCUCCCCCGCACCCUCUGGCCAAAUGCGGUACUGCACGCCCCAUUAGCUUGCAUUCUGAGACAAAACACUCGCAAACCGAGUUGGGAUUUAAAAAAGCAAAAAAGUUGCUCGUUAUUCCAAACGCUCGUUAACCGCGUUACUCGUGAACCGCGGUUCCACCGUAUUGGAUUGUUGCCGCUCUCACUUUGCAAUAUUUGUACGAAGCGCACUGACAUUUAUGUACAGCCGGAUUUCUCUUGUUGUUAUAUUGAAAAACUUUAAUAAAAUAUCAAUAAAAGAGAAAAGUUUGUUUUGGGAAUAACAA